Messenger RNA from Striga hermonthica, 553 nucleotides. The record is from the annotation of a GenBank genome assembly. NCBI's taxonomy places the organism in Eukaryota, Viridiplantae, Streptophyta, Magnoliopsida, Lamiales, Orobanchaceae.
AUCAUCGUGGUCACACGUCACGAGACGGCCAAAGUCGUAGCGCCGCACAAUCCGCCAGACGACAAGCCGUGGCUCCACCUGCGCCGGAUUAUGCUGUUCUGUUUCAAAAUCCGGAAUUUGUGCGUGGUUUUGCCGCUUUAAUGGCCCAAACACUCCAUCAUUCCCACGACCCCCGCGAACCGGCAAAACCCACCGGCCGACAAGACGGCGGAAGGACAACAUCUCAUGCUACAUCUCAACCUCGUGAUCGAAUGUCACAACCGCCUCCGGAACAAAAUACACGACGCACUGACGCCGGGCGUAAUCCUCCCAUGCUUCCCCAAGAAAAAACUGCCGAAAGCCAGUCGGGUCAUUUACGACGGACGCCGCCUCGUGAGCAGCACCGACAUCCUUCCAAUCCGACGCAAACCGACCUCCGACAGCAUAUUGAACAGAAUCGGGCUCGCCAAGAGUCGUCCGAACUCGAAACACUGCGACGACGAAUAGCCGAAUUGGAAAGUCGGCAACGGGCACCUGAGGAUCCACCUCGGCGGGCCUCUACCUCGGCUCAGGU